This is a messenger RNA of Dermatophagoides pteronyssinus (European house dust mite), 1068 nucleotides long. RefSeq lists its product as uncharacterized. Lineage: Eukaryota; Metazoa; Arthropoda; Arachnida; Sarcoptiformes; Pyroglyphidae. The record is from RefSeq and is a predicted model, not a curated record. Gene Ontology annotation, molecular function: tRNA binding. Gene Ontology annotation, biological process: tRNA N1-guanine methylation. Gene Ontology annotation, cellular component: nucleus; nucleoplasm.
UGUCCAAAUUGUAAUUUGGAUUUUUUCAUUCAAAUCAAAUAUUUUCUCAUUCAGAUUCUUGUACUUUUGUAAAUUUUGUAAAUUUUUUAUCCAUUUUCAAUGGAAUCAAAUGAAUCUAAUACAAAUGAUGCUGUUGUUACUGAAAAUUUAAAUUCCGAUGUUCAGAAUGAAACCAAAGAAUCUGAAUUAAAAAAAAGUUCAAUUGAUUCGUCAAAUGAUGGCCAUCCGGAAUCAAAUUCUCAGCUAUCAAAACGAAAACAAAGACGAUUAAAACGUGAACAAAGAUGGGCAGAAACCAGAGCUGAACGUCGACGUGAAGAGAAAAAACGUCGUCGUGAACGUCGUCAACAAAAUAAACUGAAUGGUACGGUUAGCAAAAAACCUCGAUUACAAACAGUUUCAAUGUCUAAUUCUAAUUGUAAAACUAUAAUUGUUAUUGAUUGUGAUUAUGAAUCAUUUAUGAAUGAAAAUGAAUUACGAAAACUUUGCAAACAAUUAAUGUAUUGUUAUGCAAUUAAUCGUCGAAGUUCAGCACCGGCUCAACUAUGGAUAACAUCUAUGCGUGGUAAACUAUUAGAACUAAUGGAACGUUUACAUCAUAGCUAUCAUAAUUGGGAUUGUAAAGUAACGGAUAAACAUUGGACAGAAGUUUUAUUUUCAAAUAAUAUUGUCGAUUAUAAAUCGAAUCCAAAAAUAAUUUAUCUAACAGGUGAUGCAAAAGCUACCAUACCGGAUUGUCAACAAAUAAAAGAAUCGAAUGAUUAUGUAUUCAUUAUUGGCGGUUUAAUUGAUCAUAAUCGUCAUAAAUGUUUAUGUUUAAAACGUGCUCGUGAAGAAUUUCAAAUGAAUUAUGGCCAAUUACCAAUUGGUGAACAUAUACAAAUGAAUCAACGAAGAAUUCUAUCAAUACCACAUGUUUAUGAAAUAAUGUUGUUAGCUUCGAAUGGAAUGAUCGAUAAUAAUUUUUCUUGGACUAAUAUUUUUCAGAAAGUAAUACCGAACAGAAAAUUACAGUUAUCAUCAUCAUCAUCGAAUGAUAUAAUCAAUAAUAUUUCUAAUAAUGAUAAA